Messenger RNA from Ostertagia ostertagi, 543 nucleotides. Lineage: Eukaryota; Metazoa; Nematoda; Chromadorea; Rhabditida; Trichostrongylidae. The record is from the annotation of a GenBank genome assembly.
AUGGUACUAUCUUGGUCAAUCUUCAUCUCAACUGCAAUCCUAUUCGCUCGACAUAUGAAAGGGCAUUGCCCGAACUCGGCGCUCUGUGGACUUCAGCUGUGGUUUCAUAACAACCAAUGGGGAUCGGUGCAUGCGAUGCUAGGAUUGAUCGCCUGUGUAGUCGCUUGGGCUCAACCGCUCAAUGCUGUCUUCAGGUGUCAUCCCGAUGGAAAGGGACGGAUUCUUUUCAAUAUUAUUCAUGGAUUCUUCGGUUUCGGUUGCUGGCUCUGUGCAGCAUCGGCGACGAUGAUCGCUGUGGUACACUUCAGAAUGUUCAGUGAUCGCGAUGCGGCACUCGGCAUUUAUAUCGCAUUUGUCGCCGUCGCUGGGCUUACCUGUAUAGUCAUGGAGUUGCUCACCUUCAAGAGUACACUGGUGGACAGGACGGCAUCGCGUCUUCAGACGCGGCAUCUCCAAGUAUUCAUCCUGCUGUUCUUCGUAGUGGUCGCUAUUGGCACAGCUGUAGCGAUAUCUGUGCUAAUUGGCAAGAAGCCAAUUGCAUGA